Messenger RNA from Funneliformis geosporum, 1953 nucleotides. The record is from the annotation of a GenBank genome assembly. Lineage: Eukaryota; Fungi; Glomeromycota; Glomeromycetes; Glomerales; Glomeraceae.
AUGAGUAAACCAAUGAGUGUGGCUCUUUUUGGACCUACUGGACAAGGAAAGUCUACCGUUGCUAAUAUGCUGGUCCAAGGUGACAUUCAUCGAGAAAAUAAUGCGUUCGUAGUUAAAGAUGCGGCGGUUGGAAUAAGAGAUCAGACAAAUCGUGAUGUUAGCGAGACAUUUGAAGUGGUCGACAUAAUCGGAGUAUGUCAAACAAAUUUUAAAAGUACUCCACAUAAGAAGGCAGUGAAAAGUAUAAGAAACUAUUUUUCGAAAUAUAGGGGACCACUCAACUACAUAUGCUACGUUAAGAAGAAGGGGGAGUUUACCAAGGAAGAUAGCCAGUUGUUCAAGGUAUUUAAGGAGAUCUUUAAAGGAGGCGAGAGAAAUAUCAUCAUAAUCAUCACCGACUGUGAACCGGAAUGGGUCAAUGAAAACUCUAAAACCAUUGAGAAUAAUUUCGGAGAUUAUCCGACCAUUGCGGUUGAUUUUCCCACCCAAGGUCAUGAUGCUGUUGCAAAAAGAGCGAAAAAGGCCCUGUCAAACUUGAAUGACCAAAGGAGAUUGGAUUGGGCUUUGGAUGAUUUAAGCCUGCGCCACAAAGAUAUUACAAGCAUGACAUUGAGUGUUCCAACGGAAAUUCUUCAAACUAUCUUUAAAUACCUUGUUGAAGAUGAAAAUGUAGCAAAUCAUCUUAAACAUAAGGAAUUGUACAACUGUUUAUUUGUUAAUAAGUUUUGGUGCGCGAACGCGGUAUCAAUGCUAUGGAAAAAUCCCAUUAAUAAAGAGAUCCAUCCAAAAUUAUUAAUUCCAUUUUACAUAUCAUGCUUGAAUGAGGAAUCGAAAAUCAAUCUUCGAGAGUACGAAAUAAUUCCAGAGAUGACCAAAACGAUGUUCAAUUAUGCAUCAUUCUUAAAAAGUUUGGAAUUUCAUUCAUUAUAUUACAAGAUAUUAUUUUGGUGUAAUCAUACUUCGAAGGAUGGUAAUUACCUGACACCAAAGAUUUUACGGAAUCAAUUAAUAAUCUUUAGGGAAUUGUGUAAGAUGUUUAUUAGUCAAUGUCAAAACCUGAGGUAUCAAAUUAAAUUCACACAAACAUGGUUUACCGAUAAUCACUUAUCAUCUUAUCCUCAUUUACGUAUUUUAUCAGAAUUCAUCCCUUUGAAAAAUAAUAAUUUAGAAUUAUUCGAAUGUUAUACUCAUAUACCAAUUGAUAUUUAUGAUGAUUUACGCAAGGUUUUUACUUCGGUUGAUAAAUUAAAAGUCAUUUGUUCUUUAGGUGAAGAUAAUGAAGGUCUAUCUAGGUUCAUUAUGGAUUUAAAGGAAUUAAAAUAUUUGAAGAUCCAAGGAACUUUUAUGAAUUUACCUAAAACUACCGAGGCGUUGAGGAAUACUUUAAAGGUUACGAAUUAUUCUUUGAUCAAAUUGCGGAUUCAUGGUGACGUUUCGAUUCCCAUGGAAGUAUUUAAGGAUUGUAAGAAAAUUAAAACGUUAAAGAUUAUCGAAGUGGACUCGGAGAAUGGUCCAGCAUUAUUCAAGAAUAUCGCUCAAAAUUGUCCAAAUCUUAAAGAGUUAAACACCUCAGUUUUUAUAUUAUCCAUGCAAAUGAUUCCCGAGGUACUUUUAUCAUGUCAUCACUUAACUAACAUUAGGAUCAUUUUGAACACUCUUGACGGGUUAUUGGACGUAUCUCAAGAUUUAAGUGCAAUCAUACCAAGGAUUGGUAUGGUCAUUUCCUCCCCCAGAUUAAAAUCUUUCACUUUAGCUUUGUAUCAUUUAGAUUGUAAUGUAACCGUUUUUAAAGAGUUUUUUAAAUGUUUACGUCAAAAUAAUAUAAAAAACUUGGAAUUUAAUGUCUUUCAUAGAACUAGUUAUAAAUACAAAAGAGAUAUUAGAGAAAUUAUUAGAACAUAUAUUGAUUGGGGUAUUUUACAUGUGGAUUCUGCAAAGAAUUGGAUGGCAUGA